GUGUCCCCGGAAAAAUCGUUCGGCGACGCAGCGGGCGAUUGCCUCUAAUUGGGGCGGGAGAGAGAAUUCAGUAGUAGUGGUCGGCGAAGAUGCAUUCCCUAAGCCUCAGAGUUUUCACGGACAUCGGCGCCGGGGCCUCAUCGAAGAGGGGCGCCUGCGCAGAGGCCAUCGGCUCGAGGAGACAGCCGGUGGUAGGUAGCCGGGAUGUCCCUAGGAGCUGUAGGAUCGUCUCCUGCUCUUCUUCCCCGGAGAGGAAUGUCAGCAGUGGCGGUGAGAGCCAGAGCUCCAGGUCAAGGCAGAGUUCGGUGUCGAGUUCGAACCCGCGCUCGUUCCUGUCAAGGAACCAGACCUAUGCCCUGCUGAAGCAGCAAAUGGAGGUCGCCGCCAAAGAUGAGGAUUACGAAGAAGCUGCGAGACUUCGCGAUUCCCUGAAGUUGUUCGAGGAAGAGGAACCGGUUCUUCAGCUUCGGAGACUGAUGAAAGAGGCGGUUGCCGAAGAGAGGUUUGAGGACGCAGCGAAGUAUCGGAAUGAGCUAAAAGACAUAGCGCCUCACUCUCUUUUAAGAUGUUCAAGCGAUGCAACGACCUCGGGUGUCAGGGUUCAAGUUAAGAGUGUGUACAUCGAGAACCGCAGUCAGCCUACCAAGGGCCAAUACUUCUUCGCCUACAGAAUAAGGAUUACUAACAACUCGGACCGCCCUGUUCAACUUCUUAGGAGACAUUGGAUCAUAACUGAUGCUAAUGGUAGAACUGAGAAUGUAUGGGGAACCGGAGUCAUCGGUGAACAACCAGUUAUACUUCCUAGGACAGGCUUCGAGUAUUCCUCUGCGUGCCCACUGACCACACCCAGUGGCAGAAUGGAAGGAGAGUUCGAGAUGAAACAUGUCGACAGAGUAAAGGCUCCAACAUUCAAUGUGGCCAUUGCCCCGUUUUCCCUCUCCACGUUGGGAGAUGACUCUGAUGCGUUUUGAGAGCCUAAGCAUAUAAGGAAGAUUAAAUUGCUUCGGUGGGGCGUUGUUGCUUUAGUAGAAUUACAAGCAGCCGUAAUUUGGUGAUUUUUAAGCAUGUAUAUAUCGUAUCUAUCAUCGUAAAUAUAGAAUCAAUGAGAAUAUCUCACGAAGAGCACUCCAUUCCGCCAAAUGAUAGGGCAGAAGUCGGGUUUCUGUGUCUAUUGUAAGUAGGAAUGUUGUUCGAUGAGUCCUUCGAGCAGAACUUGUGUUAAUUCUCAUGGUAGUGGACAAAAUUUUUGGUGUUGAUUCGUCAUUCA
Punica granatum (pomegranate) is the source of this 1267-nucleotide messenger RNA. The record is from RefSeq and is a predicted model, not a curated record. Lineage: Eukaryota; Viridiplantae; Streptophyta; Magnoliopsida; Myrtales; Lythraceae.